CGCUUAUAUCCCAAACGGAACUGGCUUUUCCCGCCAGUGUCAGGAUGGCCGAGCGGACCAAGGCGCUGCGUUCAGGUCGCAGUCCACUAUUGUGGGCGUGGGUUCGAAUCCCACUUCUGACAAGGUAAUAAAUAAUAACCGCGAAAUUCCGCAGUACAAAAUUAUAGUCUGUCAAAAAUGGCGGAUGACAAAUCAUUUGUUACGAUUUCUGGUGCUGCACUUUCGUUAUUAAUUUAUGAAAAUGUUCGAACUGUUGGCGAUCAGAUGGGAUUUUUUCUCGGUGAAGUCUUGAGGUAUGUUACAAAAAAAGUAACUGAUGCUGACCGACAAGUUGACUCUACAGAAAUACAUAUUAAUAUUAGAGGAAUUAUGCCGUUGCCGCCAACAUGUUCAUUUUACAAUUCAGUAGGAAAAAUUGAUGAAUCAAAACUUAAAGACUUUGUAAAUAAUAACGAUAAAGAAAUCGUUGGGUGGUAUCGUUUUAGAUUAAAUAAUUCAUUAUUUCCAAGUUUGAGAGACAAACUAUUGCACAAACAAUUUGAAAAUAUAUUUUCUGGUGGUAAUAAUAAUGAUAAGCAGUAUUUUGUUGCUGGUAUGUUGAGUUAUUCUGUCACUGAAAAAAAAAAUACUCAUAAAUUGAGGCUCGUACUUUCACAAAACAAAGACGGAAUUCAUCACCCAGUUCAACUAAAAAUUAAUAAUCUAGGAGCAGAUGCUUCGAGACUUGAUGGAUCUGACUACAAACCAACGCCAAUUAAACAACAAAAUUCAGUAAAAGAUCAUUUCAGCAAAUUUGUUGAUACAUUACAGAUUGAUUUCGAAAGAUCUCCAGCAAUUGACUCAAUAGUAAAAAUAAAUAAAGCAGCAGAACGUCAUCUCGAUAAUUUGGUUUCAGCGGUACUACAAUCAGAUCGUGAACUGAUGGAAUUAGAAAAAGAAAUAGAAAAUCUGCAGAAAGAAAUCGAAGCAAAUCGUUUAGAAAACACAGAGCCACCGAAAAUUGAAAAUUCUGCUGGUGAAACUCUUGUAGAUUUGAUUAAAAAAGAUUUUGAUGACUCAGAUGAUAAUAUUUUUCAAGGAACUGAUGAAGUAACGAUUACUAAAGUGUUGAAUAAAUCUAAAGAAAACUCACCGUUAAAUCCAUCAGUAUCUAUGGGUCUUAAUAACAAAUGUUUGAAAAAUGAGAACAGAAAGUCUCCAUCUGUAGGUCCAAGAUCGUACAGUCACGCGGCUAGGAAAUCAAAUGAUAAAUCUGACUUCUCUUAGUACUUAAGAUUUUCAAAAAUUAUCAUAUUUUUCAUUUAAUAUUUUGUUCCUGCUUAUUGAUAUUAUAAUAAUUUAAAAAUUCAAAGUUUAAAGUUAACGUUUAAAGAUAAAAAUAAUUUACUAUUAUCCAAAGAAGAUAAAUAAGAAAAAAAGAAGAUAUUAAAACGUGUAAGGAUUGUUGUAAAUAUUUCUUACGUUUAAAUAAAAUAAUUAAGUCUCAGUA
Microplitis mediator is the source of this 1489-nucleotide messenger RNA. Its product is annotated as BRISC complex subunit FAM175B-like. Gene Ontology annotation, cellular component: nucleus. Bases 178 to 1266 code for a protein of 362 amino acids. Gene Ontology annotation, biological process: attachment of spindle microtubules to kinetochore; protein K63-linked deubiquitination; mitotic spindle assembly. Gene Ontology annotation, molecular function: polyubiquitin modification-dependent protein binding; microtubule binding. NCBI's taxonomy places the organism in Eukaryota, Metazoa, Arthropoda, Insecta, Hymenoptera, Braconidae. The transcript has 6 exons. The record is from RefSeq and is a predicted model, not a curated record.